Molecule: messenger RNA, 849 nt
Organism: Gilbertella persicaria
Lineage: Eukaryota; Fungi; Mucoromycota; Mucoromycetes; Mucorales; Choanephoraceae
Product: nucleophile aminohydrolase
Exons: 6
Coding region: 88-840 (250 amino acids)
Biological process (GO): ubiquitin-dependent protein catabolic process
Cellular component (GO): proteasome core complex, alpha-subunit complex; nucleus; proteasome core complex
Source: RefSeq, a predicted model, not a curated record
UUUUCGACGGAGUUGGACGAACGCGCGGCCCUUAUUGCGUGUCAAAGCAAUCCUAAACGCUUUUCUCUUUCUUUACUUCUUUAUAAUAUGACUUCUAUUGGUACAGGCUACGAUUUAUCUGUUGCAACCUAUUCCCCUGAUGGACGCGUAUUUCAAGUGGAAUAUGCAAACAAAGCUGUUGACAAUAGUGGUACUGCCAUUGGUCUUCGUGUGAAGGACGGUAUUGUCUUGGCUGUUGAAAAACUAAUUCAAUCUAAAUUAUUGGUGUCUGGUGCUAAUCGUCGUAUUCAAAGUGCUGAUCUUCACAUUGGUGUCGCUACUGCUGGUUUAUUAGCUGAUGGUAGACAUAUCGUCAACAGAGCUCGUGAUGAAGCUCAAGCUUGGAAAGAUAUUUACAGACAACCUAUUCCUGGCAAGACCAUGGCUGAUCGUAUUGGUCAAUACGUGUCUGCUUACACUUUAUAUUCGAGCGUUCGUCCUUUUGGUACAAGUACUAUUAUUGGUACUAUGACUGAAAAAGAAGAAGCCACUUUAUAUAUGAUUGAACCUUCUGGUGUCUAUUGGGGAUACAGAGGUUGUGCUAUUGGUAAAGGCAAAUCAGUUGCCAAAACAGAGAUUGAGAAACUUGAUCUAGAGAACAUGACUGUACGUGAAGCAGUUAACCAUAUCACUCGCAUUAUUUAUACAUGCCAUGAUGAUGCCAAAGACAAAGAUUUUGAAUUAGAAUUGAGUUGGAUUUGUGCAGAAUCACAUUAUAAGCAUCAAUUUGUACCCAAGGAUAUCCAAGCCGAAGCAGAAGCAUUAGCAAAAGAAUCUUCAGACGAUGAAAUGGAAGACUAAUAAAAAACA